Trifolium pratense (red clover) is the source of this 563-nucleotide messenger RNA. RefSeq names its product protein EPIDERMAL PATTERNING FACTOR 1-like. The record is from RefSeq and is a predicted model, not a curated record. Lineage: Eukaryota; Viridiplantae; Streptophyta; Magnoliopsida; Fabales; Fabaceae. The transcript is spliced from 2 exons. Gene Ontology annotation, biological process: guard cell differentiation; stomatal complex development. Bases 49 to 426 code for a protein of 125 amino acids.
AAUCUCAUAAGAACACCACAUUUGAAAUUUCAAGAGAAAAUAACCAUAAUGAAGAGGAACUUGGUCUAUGUUUCUGCAUUUGUUCUUGUUUUACUUUUUGUUCCAAUGUUGACCUCUUCAAGGCACAUAAGCUACUCAAAUUUGGUAGGACAUGGACAUUCAAAUCCUGAAGUGGGAAAAAAAGUAGAUGCAACCAAAGGAGCAAAACAAAAUCCGUAUUCAGAAGGAAGAACGAAACAUAUGCGACGGCCAGACACGAUGCAAGUAGCUGGGUCGCGGUUGCCGGAUUGUUCACAUGCAUGCGGGUCAUGUACGCCAUGCCGAUUGGUGAUGGUGAGCUUAGUUUGUGCAUCCCUUGCAGAAGCUGAAUCAUGUCCAAUGGCUUAUAAAUGCAUGUGCCAUAACAAGUCCUAUCCUGUCCCAUAGAAUGAAUUAUUAGAGAAUUUCAAUUUUUGUAACCUGGUGUAAUAUAUAUAGUGCCCAUUUUUCUUGUUUUUCUUUUCUUUAAUUUUCUCUCUGUUGUCCAACAAUGGUAGAAAUGAUUUCCUAGCAAUGAAAAUGGU